Ramularia collo-cygni is the source of this 351-nucleotide messenger RNA. RefSeq lists its product as uncharacterized. The coding region runs from base 1 to 351 and encodes 116 amino acids. NCBI's taxonomy places the organism in Eukaryota, Fungi, Ascomycota, Dothideomycetes, Mycosphaerellales, Mycosphaerellaceae. The transcript has a single exon. The record is from RefSeq and is a predicted model, not a curated record.
AUGAAGGUUCGCGAUAAGAUGCUGGAGGGCCCAGAGCAUGUCACGGUAUGGGAUGAUGGUGUGAAGGCUGCCAUGGUGGAGAAGUGGGAUCGAGAUCUCGGUGCGAUCGAGAAGGCGUUGGGUGUGAGGUGGGUGGGAAAGCACCAACACGUCCGGAGGGACGCAGGAGAUAUUAUUGGGAAAGACGGCGAUGCUGACGGUCAUCAUGAGCUGUUUAUGGACCAGGAAGAAGCACUGGAGAAAUUGGGCGCAGACGGUUGGAAGCUGGAUGAAGAAUAUGGCUUCCCGUACGGAGACAUUGUCUCUGACGGAGAGAGAGAGCUGCAUGAAGCGGUCGAGGUGGUGUCUUGA